Bipolaris maydis ATCC 48331 is the source of this 322-nucleotide messenger RNA. RefSeq lists its product as uncharacterized. The record is from RefSeq and is a predicted model, not a curated record. Lineage: Eukaryota; Fungi; Ascomycota; Dothideomycetes; Pleosporales; Pleosporaceae.
AUGCCAAACAGCGCUCUCCAUCUACUGGGAGGACCAAACUCGCAGCCUUAUGGUCUAGUACCCGUAACUGAAGAUUCCUCAACCUCCGAAGCAGAGAAAGUUCCUGCAUACACAACCACAAUACCAAUUGUUCCCGGCCUGAAAAAGAGUUCCUCACAAUCAUGGUGGGCUGCGCAGAUUGUCCUGACGCUAGCUAUUCCACUUGUCGCACUCAUCGCUUGGCUGGCAUGUGUCCGAGCCAAUCCGCGUAUCUUCGAUACUUUCGCGGGUGAGGAGAUUGGAGGCCGACUUAGCCAAGCACAAGCAAAAGCGAUUGAUGUAA